Messenger RNA from Myotis daubentonii (Daubenton's bat), 661 nucleotides. RefSeq names its product basic proline-rich protein-like. The transcript has 2 exons. NCBI's taxonomy places the organism in Eukaryota, Metazoa, Chordata, Mammalia, Chiroptera, Vespertilionidae. Bases 27 to 545 code for a protein of 172 amino acids. The record is from RefSeq and is a predicted model, not a curated record.
CUGAAGGGGACACCGGCGGGAAGAGCAUGAAGCACCUGGAGGGGGGCAGCUCUCGGGUUUGGUACCGGCUCAGGCCCGCCGAGCAGGGGGUUCGGGCUGGUAGUUUAGCAGCCUGGAUUGGGUCUAACGGCCAAGUAACCCUUGGGCAGGACAAAACGCAAGCCCAAUUCCAAAGCAGAACGGGCUCUGCAGCUGCCGGCCUCAGGAACCGCCGGGUUCCAAAUACGAGACCAGGCGGAGGCGGGAGAGCUGUGCCAACUCCCGGGACGCCUCCUUCCUCGCCCCCGAGGACCGUGACCGCCCACCGCCUCCCCGGGCUGUUCCCCGGGGCUCGCGCUCCCUGGACUCAGCAGCCCACAGGGCCGGCCACUCCGGCGGCGGCGGCCUGGGGCGAACGCUGGGAAGCUCCCCGAGGCCGCGGCGGUCCGAGCGGCUGUCCAAAGGCCCGCCCUGCCCGCCCUCGGCCUCGCGGUCUCCCCAGGCCUCAAGGGCCCGACCCUCCGACCCCGCCAAGUCCCCCCCCGCCGCCCCGCCACAGAGCCUGACAAGCAAGUACCCGGAAACCCGACAGAAGGGGUGGGAGCGGGCGCGGGGCGGGGCUGGAGAGACGUCAUCUGAGCCCCACCCAGGGGCGUCCCCAGCCCCCCCCCCCGCCCUCCCG